ACUGCAACUGACUUGGGAAAUGCUGAAGGAUUACAUUAAUCUGAGGUUUGCCCAGCACUGUUAUUGGUAUGGACUGAAAUCAUAACGAAUAGGAGGCAGGUGCAAAGGGUUCCCAUAAAAAAAAAAUCAUCUGGAUGUCUCACAGGCUAACAGCCCUGUGACAGCUUCACCUACCAGAGGGAGAGGGCGAGAGAGAGAUCAAGUGUGAGAGGAGGCAGAAGGGAGACAGAGGGAGCAGCUGAGAAGGAUCCGAGGGACCCAGUUCUGAUCCUCCAACUGAGCAGAGGGGACACGGGGGAGCCCCGGCUCUGACAGCAGCCAGGACAGCAGAGGUGACCCACGCAGGUUAAUAAGGGGCACAGCUUCUUUCAGCCCGACCACUGAGACCUGUGAGCGAGGGACCCGCUGAACACCUAUGGAGAGCUCUGUGGUCUGAGGCACCAGGCAAAGCCCCUGGUCCCAGGAGAGGCAACAGAGACUUCCAUCAGUAUCAUCCCAGAGCUGAACCCGUGAGGUGGAGUCUGAAGUCUCUUUGUGCUGACCAUAGGAAGCUGAGUGAAGCAUCAUGAGCGGCCAUCGGGAAGAAAUAUACAAGAAAUCUUCUGUGCCAGGUGUUAUUAUCACCCAGUUUGUCAAGGAGAUUCCCAAAGGAUGCAGCACACCUGACUUUGUGCAGAAACCUGUCUCUGUGACACUGCAGGAAGGUAAAAAUGCUAUUUUCAGAGCUGUGGUCAAAGGUAUCCCAGCCCCUGAGGUGAAAUGGACACGCACAAAAGGAAAAAUGGGUGAUCCUGCCAGAUGUGAAACAUUCUUCAAUACUGCCACAAGUGAAUUCAUUCUGCAGAUCAAAAACCUCAGUGCAUCUGACAGUGAUUUGUAUCGUUGCUGUGCUGUCAAUGAAUACGGGGAGGCCUCGUGCUCUGUUGGCCUCAGGAUCAUACAAGUUGGCUUUAAGAGGAAAACGAAAUAUGUUCCUGUUCAUCCUGCUGAUGUGUUAAAGCAGCAGCUUGAGGCAUCCAGGAAGAUGCUGAAGAGGAGGCCCCCACCACCAAAACAAAAAGCCUUGACCAAGGAACAAGUCUGGCAACUGUUGCUGCAUGCAGACAGAAGAGAUUAUGAGAAAAUCUGCUUGAAAUAUGGAAUUGUUGACUUCCGUGGAAUGUUGAAAAAGCUGCAGGAGUUAAGGAAGGACACAGAGAGUGAACAAGAACAGUUACUACACAGUGUCAGAAACUUUGAACACAUCAGAGUUGACAAUGAGGGAAAAGCCACGUUCAGUCUGGAGAUGGACCUGAAGGACAGUAACAGCAAAAUUUAUCUGCUCAAGGAUGGUGAGAGACUCAGAUAUGGAACAGGGGAUGAGUACAGAAAGCACUACAUGAAGCAGAUUGGAAAAAAAUAUUGUUUUGUUAUCAAUGAUGUGAGGCCUGAAGAUGCAGGCGUGUACCAAGUCAGAGUGGAGGAUGUUCCUGUUUUCUCAACUGCACUGGACCCUGAGGCCAUCCCUGUGAGGUUUGAGCAGCCUCUCAGCGACGUGCGUUGUCUGGAGAAGGAAGAUGCACACUUUGAGUGCAUCCUGCGCACCCCCUGCCACAAUGCUGUGUGGCUGCACAAAACCCAGGUCCUGCAGAACAGUGACAAGCACCAGAUCUCUGUGUCACCUGAUGGUCUGACCCACAAGCUGACAGUCAAAAACACCGAGACCUCUGACAAUGGCAUGUAUGUGCUCAGCACUGGGACCUGCACCUCCAAGGCCUGGCUUCUUGUAGAGUAUGCCAAAGGAAAGAGGAAACAGGAUGAAGAAGGUGAAGGAGAGGAAUCCAACUGGCUGAAAGAAACGUUGCCAGAUAAAGACAGGGCCAAGAAACCUCGUGCUGGUGAUGAUCACCUUAUGGACACUGGCAUGGGAGGAGAUGGCUGGGCCAGAAGUGGUCAACGUGGCAGUGAAGGCCACUCCAUUGAUGCUGAUGGAAGCCAGGGAUUUUUGGGAAAGGAAGGGCACUUGGUGACAAAUGAUGGUAGUGUCUUGGGCUUAGGGGACAAAAGUGGAUUAGGGCCUUUCCAUGGCAAGGAUUCUGUGGGAGACAGAGCAGGUACUGGUGGUGAAUUUGGAGGAGCAGGUUCUGUGGAUGGCAGAGGUGGGGGUGUGCUGGGUGGUGCUGAUGUUGAUAUGGAUGGAGAAGGCAUGGGCUCUCAGUAUGACAAGGAUGGUAAAUUAGGUGGUUACAGAGCUGGUGUUGGGGGUGCUGGGGGAUCAGGUCCUGCUGAUGGAAGUUCUGUCUCAGGUGAACUCAAUCCUGAUCUGACUGGAAUGGGAGCUGGUAAGGGUGAUCUGUUCAGCAGGACUGGCCCAGGAGCUGGAAAUACUGCUGCAGGUAUGGAUGUAGGAGGAGGAAUGAAGUCCUCUGGCAAGGAUGAUCUGCUAACUGGAGCUGGUAUAAACAGAGAAGGACAACAAGGGACUCAGUUUGGCAAGGAUGGCCAGAUACUUCAUUCUGGUGGUCAUCUAGAUCAGACAGGAAAGUCUGGCUUGCUCUAUGGCCCAGAUGGUCUUCCAGCUGGAGACCAGGCUAUAGCUGGUGCAGGUGCCAGUUCUGGGGAAAUGGGGGCUUUGUAUGGUCCAGAUGGGCGCCCAAUUGGAGCAGGUGCUGGUGUAGAUGGUGUGGCUGGUGCAGGAGGAGCUGGAUCUCCCUAUGGAAAAGAUGGUCUCCCAGCUGGGGCUGGUGCUGGUGGAGCUGGUGUGGCUGGUGCAGGAGCAGCUGGGUCUCCAUAUGGAAAGGAUGGUCUCCCAGCUGGGGCUGGUGCUGGUGGAGCUGGUGUGGCUGGUGCAGGAGCAGCUGGGUCUCCAUAUGGAAAGGAUGGUCUCCCAGCUGGGGCUGGUGCUGGUGGAGCUGGUGUGGCUGGUGCAGGAGCAGCUGGGUCUCCAUAUGGAAAGGAUGGGAGUGUGGCAGGAGGUGCUCUGGGAGGUGCAGAAGGAGGAAUGGGAUCCCAGAACAGCAGGGAUGCCUCGCUGGGCAGAGCUGAGGGUGAAGCAGGAGGAGAUGGCUUUUUGUCAGGAGAUGCAUUUCAGGGUGGUUCAGCUGGAGCCAGGGCUGGUGUGGGUGCUGGGGGAAGGUUGGGAGCUGAUGACGAGGAGUUAGGUUCAGUCUAUGGUAAAGAAGGUGUGGGAGGUGCUGCUGGCCAAGGGGGGCUGGAUUCACAUUCUGGCAAAGCUUCUGCUGAAGGUGAAACUGGAAAGGGCACUGCCAGUGAUCUUGGAGGAUCAGGAAAAAAUCAGGACAAAGAUGCACAUUCAGGUCAGGGAGAUGCCAGGGGCAAGGAUGGAGAUUUAGGAGGGUUGGGCUCCUUUUAUGACGAACAUUCUGCCUCUGGGAGAGUAGGGAAAUCUGCUGGCAUGAGGAGUUCAGGUGGGUUUGGUCAGGGUUCAUCACAUUUAGGUCAAACAUCAAGUCUGUUUGGUGGCCCUCUUUCCAUCAACCAGAGAAUAAAGGAAUCUGACCUUGAAAUUAAAGCAAAUGAUUUCUUGAGGAACACAGAAAGUACUGGAAAAAGAAGAAAUUACACCCUAGAUAAUUUGAAAGCCCCACGGUGUUUUCUCAGCAAAGGUCUACAUGAUAUCACUGUCCUGAAGGGGGAGUCUGCUGAGCUCUCCUUCACUGUCAGUAAACAUGAUGUGACAGGAACCUGGUAUAAAGAUGGACUAAAGUUAACAAGCAUGGAUGGAGUCGUUUUUAAAAAGGAAGGUCUAGUCCACAAACUAAUUAUUAACAAAGUGGAAGAUAUUCAUGCUGGGAAAUACAGGUUUCAAGGUGGAGAUAUAAAAACUGAAGCUAAUAUUUUUGUUGAAGAUCCUCCCCAGGUUGACCAAGUUCUCCUCAAGAACUUAACAAGUAUUCCUACUGUGGCCAAGGCAGGGCAGAAGGUGCAGAUCAGGAUCCCCUUCCAGGGCCGCCUGCCCAUGGGAGCAGUGUGGCUGAAGGACCGGAUGGAGCUGAUGAAUGACACCAGGAUCCGUGUGGAUAAAACAGACACCUUUACCAUGCUGUCCAUCUCCAGCUGUGAGAGAAAGGACUGUGGGGAUUAUAAAGUCAGGCUGAAGAAUGACAGUGGGGUCCUGGAGAUUAACUUAAAGGUGGUGGUAGUAGACAAGCCACAGCCACCUGUAGGACCCAUCAAAAUUAUAGAAAACUCUGGAAAUAGCAUCACCAUUGCAUGGAAGCCCCCUAAAGAUGAUGGGGGCAAACCAGUGCAAAGCUACAUUGUUGAGAGUCAGCAGGUUGGCAAGGGCAGCUGGGUGGCUCUGGGAGAAACCCCCCGGACCUCUACAACCUUCACCACUAACAAAGUGGAACCAGGCAUGAGCUACUACUUCAGGGUGAGAGCUGUGAAUGCUGAGGGAAGCAGUGAUGCACUGGAAUCAGAGGAAGUGAAGACUGACAGUAAAGCUUCACCUGGUGCCCCAGAUCCCCCUGAGGUUGUCAGUACCAGCAGAGACAGCAUCACAAUAUCCUGGAAAGCACCUCGUAAAGCUGGCAGUUCCCAGAUCGUGGGGUACAUGGUUCAGAAACGGCAGAAGGGCAGAGGGACCUGGCUGCUGGUCAACAAGACACCCAUAAAAGGCAAGCAGCUGAAAGUCACCAACCUGAAGAAGGGUCUGCAGUAUGAAUUCCGUGUGGCAGCUGUCAAUGCUGCUGGCACAGGAGAUGCCAGUGAACCCUCUCAGCCUGCCAUUGCCCAGGAUACCAGCAAAUCCCUGGGUCAAGUGCGUGACCUGAAGGUGAGCAGCAGUGACUCCUCCAGCCUCACCUUGACGUGGAAGAGCCCUGAGGUGAAAGAUGGGAAUGAUGUCAGAGGCUAUGAGGUGGAGAUGCGGCCAUCAAAGAGCCUGAGCUGGACCAAGUGCAAUGCUCUCCCCAUAACAGGCACCACCUACACAGUCAGAGGGCUCCAAGUCAAGGAGAAAUAUUUCCUGCGUGUCAGGGCCCUCAGUGAGAGUGGCCCAGGAGAAGCUGCUGAGAUUGAAGGAUGCAUUGAAUCUGCUGCUCUUAUAAUUUCUCCCAGGUUUCUAAUAGAUGGCACAGUGAAAAGCUCCCUGAUUGUAAAAGCAGGAGACACCCUCAGAGUGAAAAUUUCUUUUGAAGCAGCUCCAAAUCCAGAGGUGACCUGGCUGAAGGAUGGAAUUCCUUUUUCAAAGCGGACUGCAAUAAGCACUGAAGAUGAUGCCACCAAGCUGCUGAUCAGGGCAACUGAGUUGACUGACAGUGGCACCUACACCAUUGAGCUCCGGAAUGGGUUAGGGGAAAAGGAAACCUUCACCUUCCAAGUUCAAGUCAAAGACAUACCACAACCACCUGGACCCAUUAAACUGGAAGAGAAUGUGCUAAAUGCAGUGACAGUGACCUGGGAGCCAUCAGCCUCUGAGAAAUGGGAAAGUGAUCUCCACUACACAGUCCUGAAACGGGAAUCAGAGAAGGGCUUGUGGGUCGUGGUGGGUGACCUGAUCUACAACAACAAAUUCACAUUCACCAGAGUCAUCCCAGGCCAGGAAUACUACUUUAGAGUCGUGGCAAAAAAUAGCAUGGGAGCCAGUAGUCCAUCUGAAACUGUGAAGCCUUGGAAAAUUAAAAAACCAAAGGCUCAGUUUGAAGUCAGACCACCGGAAUACCGGGAAGUCAAUCAAAACCAGCCCCCAAGAUUCCUUGUCCCAUUGAAGCCUCACGUGGUGACAAUUGGCACUGAGUGCCACAUGAGCUGUGCAGUUGGGGGCCAUCCACCUCCAAAGGUGACAUGGUACAAGAACAGUAGAGACCUCUCCAAUAAUCCUGACUAUUUUUGCAUUAACGACUUCGGUGUCUGCUCCCUGGUCAUCCCCAUAGUCACAAAACAGGAUGAAGGACAAUAUGUGGUAGAAGCCAUCAAUGAAGCGGGCCGUGCCUCCAGCAGAGCCUUCCUCACUAUUAAAGACACCACCCCGUAGCAUGACCUUCCUGAGAAAACCUGCCCUGCCCCGUGAAUGUGAAGGUUUUUACUGAGAACUGGGUUAUGUGAAGGCUCUGUGUUUGCUUUCAGACGUGCAUUGGAGUCUGAGUGGUUUAUUUUGAACGUGAUGCUGCAUUGUAGUCAAAAUUUGGGAGGGGGCAGGGGGGGAACCUUUGAGAGAAUUGUUUAUUUUUAUAAUGAUCAUGGCUUUCCACUAGACCUUUAAAAAACAGAUUAAAAGUUUUGGGAACUCAGAAGAUGAGAGGAAAAAUAAUUGGCAAAAAUGAAACUUUUCACAGAUGUGAGAGAUGGUUCUGCCACACUUGCUGUCAGGCUGCAACAAGAAUGUUUCAGUAGCAGAGAUCUCUGAAGCUGGCCUUUUAGUGUUUGGCUUUCUCACCCAAAGAAAUCAUUUUAGAUUCCAUAUAAUUCUCAGCAGGUUUCCUAAUUCUGGUAGAAGCAGCUCUGCAUGUAUUCCACUACCAGUAGCAGCUAAAUAUUGAAAAUAAUAUCUGCUAAAUACUAAUUUUGUCUGGGCAGGAGAGGAACUCUGAGACUGGGCUAACAUGAGGUAGUGCCAGUCACAGGGAAAAUGCACGGAUGGGAAUCACUGGAAAUCUAGAACCAGCUGUGCCAGUGACAGCACUGAGCAGUUGUCACUAUGAGCAGAUCAGUGCUGAACUUAAAAACCUGAUUGCAUUUUUAAUUAAAAACCUGAUAGCAAGUGCUGCAAGAAAGGAUGUGUCAGUCCUAACCUACCACAUCAGUAACACCUUCCAAAGUUAACUGCCCCUCCCUCGUGUCACUGCUCUGGAAGAGUUUUGCCCAACACAGGAAGAGGUUAAAAAUCUUUUGUGUUUGACCAGAACUAUGAGGUACCACCAGACACCUUCUGGGGAAGGUGGAAUUCCAUCACUGAGCAGAGGAGGAGGUUGGGAAGCUGAAGUGUUGUGGUAGCUGUAGAAACACAGCAUUGGAACCUCAGUACUUUGAUGUCAGCAUCCAGAAGCCAGGGGAGGACAGAUCAGAGCCCCAAAGCCACCUGACCCUCAGACAGCCAGUCAGACACUUCUGUGGGGCUGAAAUGUUCUAUUUGGUUCUAUUUUGUACAAUGUUGUACAAAUGGCAACAUAGCUUAUGAAAUUAAACCAUAAUUCAGUCAAAUCUA
Molecule: messenger RNA, 7147 nt
Organism: Calypte anna (Anna's hummingbird)
Lineage: Eukaryota; Metazoa; Chordata; Aves; Apodiformes; Trochilidae
Gene: IGFN1
Product: immunoglobulin like and fibronectin type III domain containing 1
Exons: 25
Coding region: 566-5977 (1803 amino acids)
Molecular function (GO): protein binding
Source: RefSeq, a predicted model, not a curated record